GACCUCGGUCCCUGUCCUAAGCGCAGAGCAAGAACUCGGUGAGCGCAGGGCCUGGCAGCACUCUCCGGAGCGGUGCCCCUGCGCCCAAGGCGCAGCGGCUGCGCCCUGCCCUCCAGGCGUGGGCGAGGUGGCCGCGUGUGCUUCGCUGCUUGACACGAGGACGAACCAAUCAGGGCGAGCAGCCCGGGCUGCCAUGUGACGGGCAAGGCGGCUCCUUUCCCCAGCGCGGCCAGAGGGAGGACAGAACCGGGGCUCGCCGCGAGCCUUCGAGAGCAGCGGUAGCGGAGGAGGCGGCGGCGGCGGCGGCACAGGCUCGGGCUAGCCGUGCGCGCAUCCCCCGGCGCCCUGCGCGGCAGAGAGCUUGUCGGGCCGCGGGAGCCAGGACAGGAGCGGACAAAGCAAGAUGGCAGGGAUCUUAGCCUGGUUCUGGAACGAGAGGUUUUGGCUUCCGCACAAUGUCACCUGGGCGGACCUGAAGAACACGGAGGAAGCCACCUUCCCGCAGGCUGAAGAUCUCUAUCUGGCUUUCCCCCUGGCCUUCUGCAUCUUUAUGGUGCGGCUCCUCUUCGAGAGGUUUGUAGCCAAACCAUGUGCCAUAGCCCUCCACAUUCAGGCCAAUGGACCACAGAUUGCCCAGCCAAAUGCCAUUCUGGAAAAGGUCUUCACUGCAAUCACAAAGCAUCCUGAUGAAAAGAGAUUGGAAGGUCUUUCCAAGCAGCUAGACUGGGAUGUUCGCAGCAUUCAACGCUGGUUUCGACAAAGACGCAACCAGGAGAAGCCAAGCACACUGACGAGGUUCUGUGAGAGCAUGUGGAGAUUUUCAUUUUACCUUUAUGUAUUUACCUAUGGAGUCCGGUUCCUGAAAAAGACCCCCUGGUUGUGGAAUACAAGGCACUGCUGGUAUAACUACCCCUAUCAGCCACUUACCGCUGACCUUCACUACUAUUAUAUCCUGGAGCUGUCGUUUUAUUGGUCUUUAAUGUUUUCCCAGUUCACUGAUAUCAAAAGAAAGGACUUUGGCAUUAUGUUCCUGCAUCACCUUGUGUCUAUUUUCUUGAUUACCUUUUCAUAUGUCAACAAUAUGGCCCGAGUAGGAACCCUGGUUCUCUGUCUGCACGAUUCAGCUGAUGCUCUUCUGGAGGCUGCCAAAAUGGCAAAUUACGCCAAGUUUCAGAAAAUGUGUGACCUCCUGUUUGUUAUGUUUGCCAUGGUUUUUAUCACCACCCGACUGGGUAUAUUUCCUCUCUGGGUGUUAAAUACCACGUUAUUUGAAAGUUGGGAGAUCGUUGGACCUUACCCUUCUUGGUGGGUUUUCAACCUACUGCUGUUGCUAAUACAAGGCUUGAACUGCUUCUGGUCUUACUUGAUUGUAAAAAUAGCUUGCAAAGCUAUUUCAAAAGGCAAGGCUGGGAAGUGGAACCCUUUACAUGUGUCCAAGGAUGAUCGAAGCGAUAUUGAGUCUAGCUCAGAUGAGGAGGACUCGGAACAUUCGGGGAAGAGCUCCCACACUGCAACUACCACCAAUGGCACCAGUGGUACCAAUGGGUAUCUCCUGACCGGCCCUUGCUCCGCGGAUGAUUAAUUCCUCAAAACUAUAAGUCCCGAACAAAGUGAACUAUUUGUUCCUGGAAGUAUUUAAUAAGUUGCAAAUGCAGUUCCUUUCAUGAUAUCUCAGCACCAGGAACAAAAAUUAGGAUUAUCAAAGCAUUUUUGAAUAGUGCACUGCCAUAUCCGUCUGUGAAUGAAGAAUUAUCAUUCUCUAUAUGUAGGCAUGCUGUAUGUAAUUGACAACAAGGGAACAGUUUUGCAUUUGUAUUGUCUUAGGAUAUUAUUUAUUUUUUGUAUUUGUUUGUAAAUCUGUGGACAAAAGAGGGUUUCCUCACUCCUUUUACUCUCUGGGUUCAUGACAGGGACGGAGGUGCUGCAUCCGCUUCUGCCGCUUUCUACUGCUGUGACCCAGGCUGCCAGGUGCAUCAGCUGAAUUUGUUUUUUAGAGCAAGCAAAACCCCGUGUAAGAUUCUUACACCGCUCCAGAUAGGUUUGCUUUCUUUGUAUCAGUGCCCAUUUUGAAGUUGCCUGUAAUCUCAGUGACCAUUCUCCCAGUAUGUAGUUUAAACAGGACGAGCUUGGGUUUUCGUCCCCCUUUAUGGUCAAUUAGCAGUUCAAAUUAAAGAGUAUAGUUAUUGGAGGGCUUUUUAAAUAUUGUUUUGUAUUAAAUUUCUUUGGACUAGACUUCAUUUCUUGUGCAGACAGCUAAGAUUUCUUCAGUGAGUGCAGUAGCUAGUUGGGGGUUAACCUGGUAGGUGACAGAGAUCUUUUUGUUCUCUAUUAUGAGGUCAGUGCUCUGAAGGAAGACAUUUGUUUAAGGUCACAGUUACAAAGAAAUCACUGUUACUGUCGAGAGUUUGUCCCGUGAUCUGAGAAUAACAUAAAGAGAGCAGCUGAUUGCAACCAGAUUUUACCACUUUCCCUGUAAUUAAUGCCGUCUUCUGUCAUGUCAUGAAAAACCAAACAAACAGAAGCUACGUAUAUUUUCCGACAGAAAAAGUUUCAGGAAUUGACAAAGGUCCCCUCUAGUGCAAUGCCCUUUAUUGCACCAGCUUUCAAGAAAGUGCCCUAUCUAGUUUUUAUUUUUCUGAGCAAAAUAAAGCCAAUGGAAAAAAGACCAUUUUACCUUUUGUCUUUUCUCCCUAAACAUACUUAGAAUGACGUUCCUGUUAUCCCAAAAUGAGUUCUUUUGUUUGCUUCUUUGAAAAUUUGUUCAGUUUACAGGAAUUUUAAUCCAAACAGGGCUAUUGCCAGAAAAACAAAAAUUUGACUGGAUAGUGGCAAUUGUGAGAAAGAUUACUGAAAAAUAAGUUUCCAUCAUCACCUACAUGGCAGUGUUAUUUGUGUAUAGUUUAGAAACCCACAUACAUAAACCAAAGAUUUUAUCUCUUUUCUUCCAACUUCUAGAAACACAAUAAAAAGGUAUUACAAAUACUUAUAAAUAAAAAAAAAUCAUCUAACACAAGAGAUAAAAACCACAAUCAGUAAUAUAAAUAUGUGAUUCAAGGCCUAAUGAAGAGAAUAGCAAAAUACCAGAGAGUGGGUGUUCUGCUCACAGCCAUUUACAUUCACUUCAAUUUUUUGAAAAAAGUUAAAGUUUUGUGCUCACAAUUGUAACCUGUAAGAUGAUAGUUAAAAAAAUGCUCCCAAACAAAAACCUUACACUGUAAUAUUAAAUCUUUCCCCCUCUAGUUACAGAAUAGUAUGUUUCUGGUAUGGUCCAUAGUAAUAAUUGAAGAGGCGGAAAUAUGUUUGCUUGUUUAUUGAGAAAACAACGCAACUAAUUCUUCAUGUAAAGCCUUAUUUUAUUUCACAAAAUGAGGCUAUGUCUAGGGAUGUAAUUUGUAGAUGGUUUGAGUUUGUGAGACCAAUCAUAAAACAUCAAAAAUUCUUGUUAGUCAUCUGAACAUCUGCUAAGACGCAGAUAGGUAAAAAGCAACAGCAAGCAUGUGAUAGCUAGAAAACUUUGAGAAGGUGAAUUUCUUUUCUUGUCAACUAAAACAUGGAAAGAAGAGUGAACUCUACCUUGCUUCAGCAUCUGGACGGGUUCACAUUUGCAUCACUUGACACUCGUUAGCACAGAAGAAUCAUUUCAAAAGACCAGCUUAUAAAUGAAAGGAUCAGAAGAGUUGCAUAAAAUGAAGUAAAUUGAGUCUGUCCUUAGCAAAGACAAACCUAAAUAAUCUUUCGUUUUUACCAAAAGUCACUUAGAAGGAGGACUGGGGAUACUUAGAGCCUCUCCAGCUGAUGGCAUUCAUUUAAUACAGUCCUCAAUGAAUCUACAGAUUUUUCUUUCCUUCUACAUUUUAGGGCAAAGAGUGCUUUUUGAUUAAUCGAAAUGGUGUUUGUAGGCCUUUUAAGGUGAAGACUAAUAUAUCUCUGUCUACUGCUCUCCCAUGGUGGCCUGAUAAGGCUGAAAGAAAACUAUGUGAGGUAUCUUAUCUUCUACCUGUGCCCUGGGCCAUAGCUUUGGAAGUGUAUUUUGUAAUUUCAGCUGUACGUUAGUGAGAGUAUUGUUUCCCAGUAAUUAACUUAGCCUGUGUUGAGAUCUCCUUCCUCCUGGUCACAUUCAAAGUUUCCCAGCGUGCAAAGGGGUAUGUAGGAAGGAAUCUAGAAAAAAGUAAUAUUUCAUUCUUUAAUGUUAUAGCUUUUCUAGAUCUCUUAGUGGGGAAAAAGUAGAAAAUCAAGUAGAAUUUGGCCUUGGGUCAAUAAAUGAUAUAAACAUGUGUGACCUAUAUAUGUAUAAUGUACGUUUCUCCAAAAACGUGAUAAAACCAAAAGACCAUUGACUCAUCCUUACCCACAGUCUUUUCAUUAAAACCAUCCACUAUGUACCAUAGAAACUUCCCGCCUCUCUCUCAACUUCCUGUUCAUGCUGCCCACACAGCUGAGAGUGGUAGAAUUUUUUCAGCCUCUUAGCCUUGAAGCUAAAUACGGCAGAGUCCAGAUCAUAGAGAGCCUAAGGCCAGCAUGUAAGCCAAAUACAGUUCUCAUUUCUAAGUUGAGUCAUAUGACCAUUCAGAAUAGGGAAGUAACUAUCAGAAUUUUGGAUUAUUGAACUAUAUGUUGGAAAAAAUGCACGAUUGCUGCUUCACCCCAGGAUUUUAUUAACAUCGAACUCCUGCUAGGGCCUGGCUGCUAGGCUGCGAGACAGUGGUGCCCUGAGGUCCUAUCAGAUAAUGACUCAGGCACCUGACACAGAUGAACUAGGAAGAAAGGCAGGUUCUCCAAGAAAGCAAGCAGCUGAGGGAGAGAAAUAACUCCUUAGUGAGAUAAGUUUAGACCAUAUAUAGCCAAAAUGGAGGGUAAACCUCAAAAUGACCAGUUCCAUUGCCAAACUUUCCAUUCUGAGCAUAUGAUAGAGUUAGAAUUUGAGCAAAUUGAAUGCUUUCCCCUUAGAAUCUGAAUCUUCCACUUUGUGUAUUUUGGCAUUGUUAUUUGGGCUGAAGUCAAAAAUCAAAUUUUACUUCAGCGAAUCUGAGUCUUUGAAAAAGAGCUCUUCACAAUAAAUUUUAUGGACACCCAUGAUUGUUCCCAAUCUGUUCAUGAUUUUGUAAUGAUAGUUAUUUUAUCUCUUUCUUGGAAAUGUUAAUGCCAAAGUUGCUUCAAUAUUUGAGUGCUUUUCCUUAAUUUGAAGUAUAAAAAGUAUACAGAAUAAUUCCAAAGGUGUUACACGAUUCUGUUCAUCAGUAUGCGUGCUGAUGUUGUGAUGUCCAGGGAGGCUUCAAUAAAUCCUUCGGAAAUAAAAGGUUAUAUGUUUACAUUUCAUGUGCUAUUUGAGGUCUUAAGAUUCCAAUUAGCUUAUUUUUUUUUCUUUGUCUUUGGCUAAUUCCUGCCUUAUAGAUAAAUAUUAGUAGCUCUGAAAUAUUUCUAACAUUCAAAUAAGAAAAAAAUCAGCCUGAUGAGAAAGUGAUGACAAGGCACUUUUGGUUUCUAGGUAACUUAUAUGGAAAGAGAAAAUGCAGUUAGUUCUUGUGCUUUCAUUUGCUGUCUAGCAUGCUGUCCGUGGAAGAAUACUCUCAAUAAUCAUAAGUAAUUCUUGAAGUCAUGCAAAAUGCAGCAAGAUAUUAUUUUUUAAUGAAGCUAUUGCUGUCCCCAGAGUUAAUUUAAGUUUCUCUUGGUAAAAAUAAUACUGUGCCAUUCUCAAAUUACCAAAUAGUAAUUAGCACUGGUUCACUGUGUCUGCAUUUUUGUUCUUCGUAGGCCAGAAAAGAGCCCUGUGAUUUGCCGUUGUGUGCAGGGUCUCCUCCCCUCCCCUAGGGGGCGCUCAGUAGAUGCUGAAGAGGCAUGUCCAUUUACCCCCUCUAUGUUGUUGGAACUCCUCUAAUAAGUGCUCAGAGGGAGCAUACCUGAUGCUGGCUUUCUUGGAGUAAAUUGUAUGAAAGAGCAUAAACAUUAUAAGUAAUUUAUUAAGAUCUGCAGACUCCCAAAGGAGAACCUUAGCAUUUUCCAGGUAUUUCCAGCUUGAAUUCAACCUGAAGCCUUUGAAAGGAAUGCAUUACCAAAAGGUCACAUGCUAAGACCCCGUCAGAUCAAAGAAAUAAAAUGUCUGCAGCCAGAUGGUGUAUCAUAUCAUGUCUCCACAAGACCAGGCAUUCUCAAGAUUGCCCAGGAAGUGAUGGGAGGGGACCACUAGCCUAAAAGCUGUUUUGUUUUGUCUUAUUCACUCACAUUCCUUUCAGCCUCCUGGAACUCUUGAUAAAAAGAAGCCAGAAUAUUGUCACUUUUCUGCUAUCAAUUUCCCAAUAGCCUUUGGAUCAGUGUGUACCCACACUUCCUUCUCUACCUGAUGCCAUUUUUCUUAAAAAAUAUUGUGUCCUUGUAAGGCUGUUAUCCUUAACACAGGUCCAUGAAAGCUUGACUUCCUUUAUUGGUGUAUGUUGCAUGGCCUAGAAACCAGGGACUAACAGUUGCUGUUGGUAUGAUUUCUAUGUUAAGUGAAAUGAAUAGAUUUUAUAGAGAUAAUUUUUUUCUUUGGGAUCUACAGUAAUUUUUUUUAACUGUCAUUGUAAAACUGCCCUUAAAAAAUUAGGGGUGUUAAAAGAUUAGUUGCCAAAGAAAAAUUAGGUCUGUCAUAGGAACAGUUAUGUGGUGAUUCUCGAACUUUAACUUAGAGCUUCAUUAAUUUAAACAUAGAAAACACCGUCCAAGUUUAAUUUCCAAAAGUUUCAUAAAGCCUCUGCAUUCAUGAUUUUCAUCAACUUUUUGUUUGCCCACAUAAUCAGUUACCUCCAUAGCCAUUUGUUGUCAUGGAACGGGGAGGUGGUUAGUUUUGGGAUUUGAUUUUUUUCAGUUUGCAGUGAGAAAUAGGAUAGGUAACAAAACCUUACUUUUUUCUUGAGACGAUUCAGUGCUUGAGCAUCUCUGUCAGAAAUGGAAUGAUGUACUGUUAGCCAAUUAGAAUUAUUUUAAGUACUGUUGUUGUGUUUUGCUGAUUUUUAUAUGAAACUAUAAUUAUUCAUCCUUGAUUUCUGGAAGCAGUUGUAAUUAUGAGGAUCAUUUUACUUUGGAAACACUUUCAUAAUAAAGAUAAGUAUUAAGAGUA
Messenger RNA from Hipposideros armiger (great roundleaf bat), 7093 nucleotides. It is a transcript of the gene CERS6, whose product is annotated as ceramide synthase 6. The transcript has 11 exons. Gene Ontology annotation, cellular component: membrane. The record is from RefSeq and is a predicted model, not a curated record. The coding region runs from base 404 to 1582 and encodes 392 amino acids. Gene Ontology annotation, biological process: ceramide biosynthetic process. Gene Ontology annotation, molecular function: DNA binding; sphingosine N-acyltransferase activity. NCBI's taxonomy places the organism in Eukaryota, Metazoa, Chordata, Mammalia, Chiroptera, Hipposideridae.